CGGGCGGAGGCGUGGUCCUCUGAGCCUUACCGCCCGUCCCUCCGGCUAGAGAAGGACGUAGAGGGCGGCCGAGCAGCCAGUCGGUUCCCGCGCGUCCUGAGACUCCACGGCUUCGCACCCCCACGACCUCGCAGCAUGGCCGUCAAGAAGAUUGCCAUCUUCGGCGCCACCGGCAGGACCGGGCUCACCACGCUGGCUCAGGCGGUGCAAGCAGGUUAUGAGGUGACAGUGCUGGUGCGCGACUCCUCCAGGUUGCCCUCGGAGGGGCCCCAGCCGGCCCACGUGGUAGUGGGCGAUGUUCGGCAGGCAGCCGAUGUGGACAAAACCGUGGCUGGGCAGGACGCUGUCAUCGUGCUGUUGGGCACCGGCAAUGACCUCAGUCCUACCACGGUGAUGUCCGAGGGUGCCCAGAACAUUGUGGCGGCCAUGAAGGCCCAUGGCGUGGACAAGGUCGUGGCCUGCACCUCGGCCUUCCUGCUAUGGGACCCGACCAAGGUGCCCCCACGACUACAGGAUGUGACCGAUGACCACAUCCGGAUGCACAAGGUGCUGCAGGAUUCAGGUCUGAAGUACGUGGCUGUGAUGCCGCCCCACAUAGGAGACCAGCCACUGACUGGGGCCUACACAGUGACCCUAGAUGGACGAGGGCCCUCAAGGGUCAUCUCCAAACAUGACCUGGGCCACUUCAUGCUGCGCUGCCUCACCACCGAUGAAUAUGACGGGCACAGCACCUACCCUUCCCACCAGUAUGACUAGGGCUCUGUCCCUGUCCAGGGGAAUGUGGGACAUCCUGGGAAAUGUGGGACAUCCUGGGAAAUGUGGAACAAAGGAAGGAAGCAAUAAAUCUUGAGCCAAGAUUCAGAUUAUAUUAGAAGGUCCAACUCUA
This is a messenger RNA of Molossus molossus (Pallas's mastiff bat), 886 nucleotides long. It is a transcript of the gene BLVRB, whose product is annotated as biliverdin reductase B. The transcript has 5 exons. The record is from RefSeq and is a predicted model, not a curated record. Lineage: Eukaryota; Metazoa; Chordata; Mammalia; Chiroptera; Molossidae. Bases 136 to 756 code for a protein of 206 amino acids.